This is a messenger RNA of Mus pahari (shrew mouse), 827 nucleotides long. It is a transcript of the gene Mlana, whose product is annotated as melan-A. The record is from RefSeq and is a predicted model, not a curated record. Bases 271 to 612 code for a protein of 113 amino acids. The transcript has 5 exons. Lineage: Eukaryota; Metazoa; Chordata; Mammalia; Rodentia; Muridae. Gene Ontology annotation, cellular component: endoplasmic reticulum membrane; trans-Golgi network; melanosome.
AGCACAAGCCAUCAAGGGCUCUGUUCUUUUUCUUUCUUUCUUUUAAAGGGUAGAAUGAAGUUGGUUUCUUUCAUGCCAAAUAAGCAAUCACAGACAACCCAUUAGGAAUGCAAAACUCAUGACUAUCAUGAGACUCAAGAUCAAGAAUGGAAAAAAAAUUAUUUAUUUUUUUUUUAGACUAACAGCCAGAGAAGCCGUCUUCACAUACACAGAGCUAGACAGCAAGGAGAAGUGUUCCUCAAGGAAGGUGCCCUGUGCUGAGUCCACACAAUGCCCCGAGAAGACAUUCACUUUGAUUAUCCCAGGAAGGGGCACAGCCGCUCCUAUGUCACUGCUGAAGAGGCAGCAGGGAUCGGCAUCCUGUUUGUGGUCCUGGGGAUUGCUCUACUUGUCGGCUGCUGGUACUGUAGAAGACGAAGUGGAUACAGAACCUUGACGGACAAAAGGCGUCAUACUGGUAUUCAAAAUACCUCAAGGGAAAGAUGCUCAUGUGAGGGUCUUGAUCACCAGGACAGCCGACUGUCUUCUCAAGAGAAACCCCAUCAGCCCGUGGUUCCCAACGCUCCGCCUGCCUAUGAGAAGCUCUCUUCACCACCACCUUACUCACCCUGAGAGCUGGGGAACUCCUGAGAACGGUGAACAACUUCCCUCACACUUCUGCUUUAAGGCUGAGUAGAUGGCCCGAGUUUUGCUUUAGAAUGCUGCAGCAUGUACAACUCUAUUAACAGGCCAGUGCCAAAUUCGUGACGGGGCAAGCAGAGGGAUAUUGAGGAAUGGUGAGAAAUAUUAACCUUGGAAAAGCUUCAAUAAACAUCUUAAUGUAUAUU